This is a messenger RNA of Funneliformis caledonium, 265 nucleotides long. The record is from the annotation of a GenBank genome assembly. Lineage: Eukaryota; Fungi; Glomeromycota; Glomeromycetes; Glomerales; Glomeraceae.
AGACAAGAACUUAAAAUGGAGUCGGGAAAAAGAUCCGCUAAUGACAAUAUAUGAUAAUUUCGAUCAGCAAGAUGAUUAUUAUAAUCUAUAUGAGGAUUGGAAGGUGAAACGCAGAAAGGAGAAAUCUAAAGCUAUUAUUAAUAACGAUAUAGAAACCCCAAAGGACUUAUUUGGAGGUUCUGAUACUUCAUCGGAUCAUAAUGCAACAGGAGAAGAUAUUUUUCUCAGUCAUCAGGUUCGCCAGCCAAAAAAUCUUGAUUACUAU